This is a messenger RNA of Talaromyces proteolyticus, 1707 nucleotides long. RefSeq lists its product as uncharacterized. Lineage: Eukaryota; Fungi; Ascomycota; Eurotiomycetes; Eurotiales; Trichocomaceae. Gene Ontology annotation, biological process: regulation of DNA-templated transcription; DNA-templated transcription. The transcript has 5 exons. Gene Ontology annotation, molecular function: zinc ion binding; DNA-binding transcription factor activity, RNA polymerase II-specific; DNA binding. The coding region runs from base 39 to 1433 and encodes 464 amino acids. Gene Ontology annotation, cellular component: nucleus. The record is from RefSeq and is a predicted model, not a curated record.
CCAGCAGUCCGAAGCUAGCGCCAAUAGGUAGCUAAACCAUGGAGGACAAUGAGAUAUCCCCUAGAGUUUGUUUGAACUGUCGAAGCGGAAAGAGGAAGUGCGAUAAAACCUUACCGGCAUGUUCUCGCUGUUCGAGAUUACAACUCCAUUGUAAAUAUUCACCACAGUCCUACGAACAUGCGUCAAGUCGAAUGGUAUGGUCUAUAGUUGCGGAUUAUACGCACCGCAUGUCGCGUAUUCGUACUUCCUAUACCAUCAUGCAACAAGAUGAUAGCUUUAUAACCACCUAUUUUUCAACGAUCCAUACUUGGCUACCUAUUAUCAAUAAAUCUCGAUUUCAGAGCCACAUUGAGAUACAUCCAUGUGACUCUAAGGAACUUCUACUGCUUAUGAGCAUGCACCUAAUUGUACAGCGACCCGACUCUCAGCCCGUGCGGGGCAUGAUGGACAAUGAGCAGUAUCGAGCCAUCAAGCAGCUCUAUUCCAACUUAUUUCUUGAGGCAGAAGGUAGCCCAUCAACCGAAAUUCUACAGAGUGGCGUACUUCUAGCUACAUAUGAGUAUGGCCAUGGCAUGGUGGAUACAGCUUGCCAUACGCUUAGUUUGUGCAUCUCCGCAGGCAUGGCUUCGGGACUACAUCGAUCUAGAGUACCGUCUGUUUCAGACCUGGAGAAUAUGGAGAGUACGUGGAGUUCAACUAAUGAAUUAAUCCGCACCUGGUGGGCCAUUGUUAUUAGUGAUAGGCUUUUUUGUCUAUCUUUCCCACCUGGGCAGCGUAUAGCAUUGACAAAGGUUCCAGAAGAUGACGUAGAUGACUUCCUUGAUAACUUUGCUAAUUCAGUUGAUGGGAAAAAAUACUCCUCUCCCAAUCAGAAAACCUCAAUUGCAAGGGCGUUUUAUAGUCAAAUUCAAACGUCGAUAUUGAUUGAACGAGUUAUCCGUUUUAUUAACAAAGCAGAUUCUUGUUUACAACCUAACAAUGCUCAGUUCAAGGUUCUUGAUUCCAAAAUACGACAGAUAAUUCAUGUCGCCCUCGAGGCGGAGACGACAAAACUCAACUCAAUUUCGGAGGCUCUUGCAGCCGGCAGAAAUGCUCUACUCCUAUUACAUCAAUGGUGUCUUGAUUCUUCAAUAUUUCCGGCCUACACCCAAGAAGCCACAGAAUCAAGAAUGGCCAUCGAGACUAUGACCAGGAUUAUGGUUGAAACCUGCCGCGAAUUUCUUCCGAAAAUAUACGCCGGGUGGUCCAAGUCUCAUCACCCUCAUGGUACUCAAUUAGUGUUUUUGGCUGCCUUGCAGCUAAGACGAUCUCACGCCACGACAAGCGGCCAGGGUAACCUGGGGAUAUUGAAGGAGAUGUUACAAAUCCAGUCUCGAAGAUGGCACAUAGCAGCGAAGAACCUCGAAGAAAUAAAACGAUUAGAAUCUGUAUGACCUAGUCAUUUCAGUUCCAUGCGAUUAUAUUGGUACAUGGCCAAGCAUACAUAUGUAGAAACAAGAAAUAGCAAAAUCCGUUAGGAUCAUCGACUAUAGUGAGGUAAGACGGGAAACAGAUAUCUUGGCUAUUCUACCUAUUCGUCGUUGGCGUUGCAGGCAGUGUGUCAGAGUUUUCUCGACGUGUUGAGAUCACGUCAAGUUAUCUUACUCAUUAUCCAAUAUUAACAUUACAACUCACUCGAUGAUACCAACCAGUUUAAAUUAUCGGUCA